This is a messenger RNA of Dictyostelium purpureum, 351 nucleotides long. RefSeq lists its product as uncharacterized. Bases 1 to 351 code for a protein of 116 amino acids. The record is from RefSeq and is a predicted model, not a curated record. Lineage: Eukaryota; Evosea; Eumycetozoa; Dictyosteliales; Dictyosteliaceae. The transcript has a single exon.
AUGUUAUGCCCAGAUCUCAUGGAAGAAUACAAAUUGAAUGUUGCGAACAAGGAUAAAUUGAAUUCUAAAAAGUGGAGGAAGGAGAAGAUGGAAUCAAAUAUUAAGAAUUCAAUCUCUCCCAGUCCUGACAUUACAAAUGUAAUUACUCACAAACAGAAAAGAAAUAACUUGAAAGCUUCAUCAAAAAUUCACAAAGGAAUUUCUACAAUUGAUAACAACAAGUCAACCGAUAAAGAGUUUACUUCAGAUGCCAGCAAGGAUAUACAUAACCCACAAGUGGAUGUAUCAAAUAGGCAGAAUGUUACAAGUAAAAGAAUAAGAACUUCUCUCGGAAGAAAUGUUCCACAAUAA